Molecule: messenger RNA, 918 nt
Organism: Oncorhynchus mykiss (rainbow trout)
Lineage: Eukaryota; Metazoa; Chordata; Actinopteri; Salmoniformes; Salmonidae
Source: RefSeq, a predicted model, not a curated record
AUGCCGUAUCUCCACAUCCCGCUGAAGGACAGAGUGAAGGUAUCUCAGAACUGGAGCCAUGGGAUCUGCAGAAAGGAAGUCACGCUCAAAUGGAGGAUUAACUUGUUGCCAUGGAUACAGCCUCGAUGGGGAUGUGCUGUAUCUGUCUCAGGCUGCAGACAUCGGAGUGUGCACCUCGUUAGUGGAGGAAGAGAUGGUAAGAUCCUGGUGCACCACAGAAGGAAUGGGUUCUCUGUAGAGUACUCAGGUCACAAGCAGGAGGUGAACUGCCUGGGCUGCAUAGAAGGACUGAUGGUCUGCGGCUCCAGAGACAGAACAGCCCGGAUUUGGACUUUGUCUUCCAACUGCCCCAGAGGCACUAUCCCCAUGAAUGACAAGGUGUGGUCUGUGGCUAUUAGUCCCACAUUGAGGUGUGAGUUGCUGUGUUGUCUAGGUUCAGAGUCCCAGAGGGAUGCAGGUGUGGUGGAUAUAGAUUAUGAGUCGCCCUUCCAGCAGCUCACCUGUGGCUACGACGCCUAUAUCCACUCUUGGGACCUCCGCCUCAGCCCUCAGGAAGUGUGUCAUAGAGUGGGAGGAGCCUCACGACAGUGCCCUCUACUGCAUCCAGACGGACGGGAAUCACAUGAUUGCCAGUGGCUCCUCAUACGACGGCGUCAUACGGAUGUGGGAUAAGUGGCAGACCCGCUGCGUAGAGAUGUUUCAGCUAUCCUCCGCUGUGAGCAGCCCAGUGUGGUCACCUGAUGCAGCACUCCAUCACUCUUCUUCUUGGUCAAAUAGUCCUUACACAGCCUGGAGGUGUGUUGGGUCAUUGUCCUGUUGAAAAACAAAUGAUAAUCCCACUAACCAGAUGGGAUGGCGUAUCGCUUGCGAAUUCUGUGGUAGCCAUGCUGGUUAAGUGUGUCUUGAAUCCUAAAAAAA